UAUUAACCAUAUGAUGUUAAAUACAUUUCAGAUUAAUAUUCACGUAUCCAAUAUGAAAAUGCAAUUUUUUUCGUCUAUUUCAUUUUUAUUAGUCUAUAUAGUAUCAAUAAAUUGUCAGUCCUCUCAAGAAGAAUAUUAUCUGUCAGAUCUUUGCACGUCCAACCGUAAUUCUACCUCUUCCUACCUUGUCGACACUCCCAAAGGCUACUACAUAUCCACUAAAUCCACUUAUAAUCUCGUCAAGGAUUUGUCCGGGAAUAAGAAAGGCGAAAACAAUAACGAUGAAAAGAACGUAACGGGAAGCGAUGACGAUAAGGCGUGCUCUUUCGAAUUCGUUUUCAAUAGCGAGACCUUUCUCAUACGCGCCGAUUAUGCUGCUAAAGACGUUGACGGGGGAGCGGCGGAAGUCGAAAGCGAAACUCUGGCGACGAGUUACUCGAUCAACGUAGAGGCUCGUAGAUCGGAUUCGACAAAUGGCGAAAGCGAGGCGGGAGAGGAGCCGAUAAACUGUACAGCGACGCUGACCUUGAUAGGACGCGAACAAGAUUGGGCCGAAAUUUCGAAGACGGAACUUUCACUGUGUCCUACGAUAACUCAGACAACCGUUUUACUUAGCAAAAAUUUUACCUCGGCCCACAAAAUUGAGAUUCAGGUGAAAGAUUUUACUGUCGGAAGUCUAGGCGACUAUGAUCUCAUUCUUAGCAUUCUAACUGGAACAGUUUCAAAAGAAGAUGGUAUCAAGGCGAGUGUAGAUGACGUAAUUAAUAACGAUAUUAGUAAAAGGUCUUUGUCCGAUGCCGAUCAAAAUUCUGCGAGAGUUAAACGACAAUAUUACUAUCAACAACAGCAACAUAGAAGCACCGGUAGACGUAUAGCUCGCCUCGGUGCCGGCAUCAUAGCGGCCAUAGUGAUAGCCUGUCUCUUGUGUUGCGGGGUUUGUUUCAGUCUUUGCUUCUGGAUUUGCUCGAAAAGGGGUGGAGAUGGAGGAAGUGGAAUGCCUAGCUGGAUGAAAGGUAUGCCGUCGGUAUACAGGACGGAUCAGCCAGCCCCUACUGCUGGCCCUGAUUAUUAUGGCGGAGCACCUCAGCCAGCUGGAUACCCAACUGCAUAUGGAAAUACACCAGGGACUUACCAGGCGUAUCCUCAAGCUCCUAUAAGCAACUUCGACCAGCCGAUGUAUAGAAACCAACCACCGUCCAAUUAUCCCACGGCUCCAAAUCCCAAUGAAUAUUACAGGAAUUGAAGAAGGGAAGCAAAAGACACUUUUAAAAUAACUGAUUUUCCUUUUCCCCUCAAAAUUAUUAGAAAACGAAUAUUUUUUUGGCUUUAUUUUAAAAUUAUAACGGCGCCCAUCAUAUUAUGCCAAUAUCUUUUCGAAACAAAUUAUUAUUUACAUUUCUUACCCGCGAAAAUUUGCGAAAUUCGAUAAACGAUUUUAAUAUUAAUAAUAUUUUUUUAAUGAUUGACACCUUUCUCUCUAGAACUUUAAAUUAAAAAAAAUCUCGUUAUAAUGGGGGCACGCUUCAGUUAUUUUUUUUUACUCUACUAGAAAACAUACCUCGAUGACAUCUAUGGAUACCAUAUGUUAAGGAUUUUAUUGGUCAAUAUUGUUCACAUGAUUCUUUUUAAAAAAAUAUAUAAAUAA
Gordionus sp. m RMFG-2023 is the source of this 1645-nucleotide messenger RNA. RefSeq lists its product as uncharacterized. Lineage: Eukaryota; Metazoa; Nematomorpha; Gordioida; Chordodea; Parachordodidae. The coding region runs from base 11 to 1243 and encodes 410 amino acids. The record is from RefSeq and is a predicted model, not a curated record. The transcript is spliced from 8 exons.